AUGACAUUUUGCAAUAAUGGCUAUUGUUUAUAUAAUGGUUAUUGCUUAACAUAUUCUAACAAUUAACAAUAGAUUUACCAAGAUAAAUAAAUUUAUGGUGUAGAUUUUAAUAAUGUUUGCAUAAAUAGCAACACUAAUACUCGUGCUUAGUACUGCUCAAAUAAUAUAGAUAGUAUAUGUUCUUCUAUUGAAGGUUAUUGUUUUAAAAUAAACUCUAGCUACCCAAUAGGAAAGUUGAGUAACACUAAUUAAUGCAUCUAGGCUAAUUAAAUUUACAAUUAACCAAUUUAUAACUGUUACAGAUAAACUGAUACUUUAGUUUGUUUAUAUCAAAAUAACAAUUAAUAUGGUUGCUUUUUGUUUGGAUCACCUUAUUCUAAUUCAUAAAAUAUAGUUGGAAUAGGUUAGAACGAAUCAAACUAUUAUUAUACUUGUUAUUAAUAAUAAUAAGGAACACCAUUUUAAUGUAUUUCUGGUUACUGCAUAGAUGACAAAACUAAUAAUUGCUAUUAAUUUGAUAAGACUUAGAAUAGGAUAGGAACUUAAUAAGGAACUUAUCUCUGCUUACCUUAUAACCCUGGUGUAAAUUAAAAUCCUAUAGAAUGCAUUUCUAAUUAUUGCUUACUGAAAAAAGCAAGUAUCUCUUAUUGCUAAAGUUUAGGCUAAGAUUAUGUUUAUUGUAAAUCAGCUUCCUAAGUAUGUCUUGCAGAUGGAUAAUUUUCUAGUUCACCUAUCAUUUAAUCAAGUUUAGAAUAUUGCUCAUAUUAAUUUACUAUUUUUUCUAAUUAUUACUGCUAGCUAACAGAUAAAAAUAAUAGUUCGCGUCAGGCAAAAGCGCAAGAUGGCUCAUGUUAAUCUUUUAGCUCAUCUAAUUCAAUAUAUUGUGCAUUUGGAAAUUAUUGCCUUUAUUAAAGUAAGUGUAUAGAUCUUGAUUAUGCUUACUAAACUUACAAUUUACCUGCUAGGCUUAAAGAUUCUACAUGUAGUAGCGAAGGAGUCACAGUCAGCACAUACUGUGCUUCUAAAUAUUGUAUUUAUGCUUAACGUUGUGUCUAAUUAAAUCCAUAUUAAUUGAUUGGAAAAGAAAUAAAUACAACUAAUUGCUUAUUAGAAGGGUAAACAAGUUAAUAUGGAGCAGCAUUCUGUUAUGAAGGAUAUUGUAAAAGAGUAAAUCCCUUCACAAGUAUUAUUGAAUGCAUUAAAAUUUAAGAUGAAGCAACCUGGGCCAUUGAUACAAAUGGAAUGUGUUUAUCGAAGGUUUAGGCUUAAUCAGCUACAAACAUAUAAUAUUGCAUUCCUAAUAGAUAUUGCUUAGAUCCAAGUGGAUAUUGUAGACUAACAUAGCCUAAUGAAUGCAUUGAUUAAAAUUACAGAUGUGCAAAUUAAUUAAGCACAACUUAAUGCAGACAAUGUAAUUUAUCUUAAUGCCUUAUUCCAUAAACACACACAUGUAUUUAAGUUACACCUGAAUAUUGUAUCGGCUAUGAUAAUUAGUGCCAACUUAUUGAUCCAAUUAAGCCUGUGAUGUGUAAAGCUUGUGCAAGAAAUGCAUGCUAUUUCUCUGCCUCAAAAACUUGUUCAUCAUUUUAGAGCAUUUAUCUUUAAAAAACUUAUUGUAUUAAAUGGAAUGACUAUGAUUAAAACUGUACUUUUUAAAAUAUGGAUAAUCAAAAUGAUAUGUGUGGAGCUUAGGAUGGCUAAUGCAUUAGCAUGAGUACUAAUAAAUGUCUAAAGUGCAAUAGCUACACAGUAUAAAUUGGAGAUUUAAAGUGCUACACUGCUGAUUAAAUUACUAUAAUUAAAUAAUAAAGCUAAUAAAACAGCGGAAAUACUCCUGUUGUUCGUUUAUUUUAAUAAAUUAUUAAUUAUGUUAAAGAAGAUGUGUAUUUUGAUCAAAAUAACUAAACUCAAAUAUGCUCAAAUGGAUGUGCUGCAUGCAAUUCUGGAAAUAACUGCACUAGGUGUUCAUAAGAUUAUUUUUUAUUUAAAAAUAUCUAAUCGUAAUAACAGAUAUGUUUAAGCUGCAACGUACCUUCAUUUUAAUAUAAUGAUUACCCUGAAUAUAGUUAUAUUUAACUCAUGCAAAAUUCUGCAAUUGGAUAAUUCUACUAAUUAAGUAAUUAUUACUCAAACAUCAUAGGCAAGUGCUCAUAGUGUAACACAAAUUUAAACUAAUGGUAUAUGCCCUAGCUCAAUAACUUACUUUAGUGUAGUAGUUAUGAUAUGUAGUAUGGAUAGCUUUAAAGAUUUACCACUUUACCAAAUAUUCCUUCUUAUUUUAAAGUAGUAUAGGCAAACAAUAAUUAAUUUUAGCUCAUAUAGUCUUCACCCCCUGCUAGUAAAUGUAAAAAAUCAAAUUGUCAGACAUGCAGUUUUGAUAAUUCAGGAUUAGAAACGUGUUUAAAUUGUGAAAAAUUUUACACCUUAAACUUAAACAAUUAGUGCAUUUCAUGUCCAAUAAACUGCACAUCUUGUUUUUAUGGAGGAUUUUUAAAUGGAUAAAGUAUGAAUUGGAAUUAAAAUACUGAUUAUUAUGACUGGCUAAAAAAGUAAACUCUCACUCCUUAGUUAUAUAAUCUCUAUUGUUAUGAGUGUAAUCAAGGUUUUACUUUAAGGUAAUCAUGCUAAUAAUAGUAAUCAUAAUGUAUUGAUAUGUAGUAUGGUGAUGAUGCUUCAAGAAUAUCAUUUAGCUUAAAUUAUUAUUUCUUACCUAGAACUUAGGCAAGUACUUUUUUUCAUUGUUUUAAAUGCAUGAACACUCCAAGUUCUCGUUUAGUGGCUAUUAUUAAUUCAGAUAAAACUUCAAGUUGUGAUGCUAGUAAGGCAUAAAUAAUUGGAUGCACUUAUGAAGUAUAAUAUUAAAUUUCAGGAAUCAAAAAGAUUUAUUGUCUACAGUGUGAUAAUAAUAUGGUAUUUCACUACGAAGAUUCUCUUUAGUGUUAUGGUUUUUGUAAUCUUUAAAUUCUAGGGUGUUAAAGUUGUUAUUCUUACUAAGCAUAAGAUUCAAAAAGUCUAAUUUACUAAUGCACUUAGUGUAACUAGGGAAUGCAUCCAACUUUUACAGGAUGCUAAUACUGUCCAACAGGGUGCAGCACAUGUUAUGAAAUCUCAUCAUAAGCAGACACCAAUAAAGAGAUAGAAAAUUUAACAAAUCAAAUUAUCUACUAUAAUAUACAAAAUACCGUUUAAGAUAGAUUAAAUUAUAACAAAAAUAAUUCAUAUAGAACAAUAUGCACAACUUGCUAAUAAGGGUAUAUAUUAGAUACAGAAACAAAUUUGUGUAAAAAAAGUAGCUGUGGAGAUAAUUGUGGUUGGUGCUAGCUUAUCAAUUAGCAACCAAUAUGUAUUUAUUGUAAUACUGCAUUAAUGAAUUAAAUCUUUUAAUUAUAGCAGUAUAUAGUUUCAUUAUACUAAUUGAGCGCCCUUAAGUAAGAUGACAUAGUUAAUUUUAGCAACCAAAAAGACAACUGCUACCUUUGUCCUUUUGCAUGUAAAACAUGUAAUACUACAGAUACUUCCUAGUAAAGUACUAAUUUGUAUAACACAUAAUGCUUUUCAUGUAAAGAUAUUAACAAAAUUAAUACUCCUCUUAAACAGGAUUAUGAAUUUAGAUAUGAUAAUGAGAGAUAGAGAUGCACUUUGUGUAAAAGAAAUGAUCAAAGCUGUUAUUACACUAAAAACACAACUAUCUACGCUUAAUGUAAAAACCUUAAUAGCUAAAUUGGAGAUGGAACAAUAAAUAAUCCAAUCAAUUUAUUAAGAACUUAAGAAGUUAAAUGGGAUUAAGUUAUACUCAAUGAAGACAACUAUUUAAAGUCUGUUGUUUAUUUAAAUGAGCUUUCGAUAAAAGAGUUAUAUGUUAAUAUUAUCCUUUUGGGGGAUUAGUGUGAGGUUGAUGAUGAUAUUUUAAUUAAAACCACACUUAUGCAAUAAUUUUAAAGCUUAAGAGUUUUAAAUAUCACGAUAUUAAAUUCUUAGAGGGUUUAAACUGGCAAUAUUUUUUAACCUUUUUAUAAAUUAAAAAUAUAUAACUAAAUAUUGAUAUCUGGAUUUUCUCAUGUUACAUUUAAGAAUGUGAAUAUUAUUUAGCAUAUUCUAACAUAUAGUUCAAAUACAGUUAAAAUUUAAGGUUGGAAAAAUAUCCAAAGUGUUGAAUUCAUUUAAGUUAACAUUAUUUCAAAUGUAGUUGAACAAAUUUAGCAAAAAUUCUAAAAUAUGUAUUAUGCAUCUUUCUAAAUUUAACUAGUUGAUUUAUAGUAAAGUCUAAAACUUAGUGAAUUUUAAAUGCUAGCUUUCUAAUUAUAAAAAAGCACUUUUUUCAAACUAACCAAUUAAUAGAGCAAUCCAAAAAAUAUAACUUUAGAUUUCAACUAAGUUCAAAUUCAGCAAAAUAAAUUGAUUAACUCAGUAUUUCUAGAAGUUUAAUCUGAAAUUGUCAAUUUUAUAAAUAAAAAUUUUCUAUUGAUAAACAAUUAAUUAACGAAUUCCUCUCAACUAUUUAAUUUCAAUGCUUAAUCAAGUUUAAGCUAUGUUAAUUCUUAGCAAAGCUAAAUAAAUAUUGUAAACAAUACUGUUUAAAACCUAUCUUGCUUCUUUUUAAAUCCCAAUUAUAUCUAAAAUAAUAUCUAUGAUAUAGUUAUUGAAAAUAAUAUGUUUGCUAAUAUUUUACAAUCUCAUGGAGUUUACAAUUUCAACUUAAUUUAGAUUGUGAAAAUGUCAAUCAAAAAUAACAUAUUUAAAAACUAAAUUCUAUUUUAAAGUUUAUAACAAUCUUCUUAGUUGACUUAGUAGUAGUAUUCAUAGUAAGUGUCUACUUUUUUAUUUAGUAAUUUAAAUAUUUUACUCAAUUAAGUUCAAAACCAAGAAAUUAUGAUAGUAAAAAUUGUUGGAAGUUAAGGCUUGUCUUAACAGAUAAAUAUUAGAGAUGUUUUGAUUAAUUAGUAAGUUAGUAAUGUUUAACAAAUGAGUUGUUUUAUCUUUUCUAUAAGUAAUUUAAAUACAGCGAUUAUUUAAGAUUUAUAAUAUCUUAAUUCUAACUACCCUAGCAUUAUUUCUACAAAUGGAAUUAAUCAUUUAGUUAUAAAAAAUAUUGUAUUAUUUUAUGAUACAUCUUUCAUUAAUUCAAUAAAUUAAUAUUUGCUAUACUUAAGUAACACUGCUUAAAAUUUGCUAGUAAAGAAUGUCAAAGCAAAUAAUUUGAAAUCAACUAAUAGCAUAAUCAUGAUUGAUAACUAAUUAUUAGAUACUUAACUACCCUUUAAUUCAUAAAGCUAAGUGAGGAUAUAGGAUUUAAUUUUUGAUAAUAAUUCUUUAAAUGUUGUUAAUGUAAUUUCUACUAUAGCUGCUGUUAGGAUUUUUUCUAUUUAACAACAAGUUAUUUUUAUUGAUAACAUCCUUUUCUAAAAAAAUUCUAUUUAUCUUUCAAAAGAUACUAUUUACUUAGGAACAGAAUCUGGUUCAGGACUGAGUAUAAAUGCUUCAAGAAGCACAAUAUAUAUCACGAAAUCACUAUUCUAAGAUUAAUUUAGCUAAAUAUCAAGAAAUACUCUAGUUGUUGAGGCUCUAAAUUUGAAUAUAGUUUCAACAAAAUUUUAAAAUACAGCUAACAUUGAUAGUUAUCAAUUAAGUAAUACUCAGGGAUGUUUUCUUUUUGCUUCAGUGUGUAAUUUAUAAAUUUCAAAAUCUAUUUUUACCAGAGGAUUUGCUUAAAGCGGAGGAGCUAUUUAUUUGUAGCCAAUAAAAUAAGCUCUCCAUUAUUUAAAUGAUGUUGAGAUUGAUGGAAAUAUUUCUUCAUUCAAUUAAGUAUAGAGCCAAGGCGGAGGAGUAUUUUUAGAUACUUCGAAGUGUGAAUCUAUUGAUUUGUAUAUCAAAGAUUCUAUAAUAUAAAAUAAUUACUCUCUUUAAUCAGGUGGAGCAUUGUAUGUUAUUAACUCUCUCACUAAAAUUUUUAUUUCUAUUUCUUCAUGCAUUUUUAUGAAUAACUUUUCAGGAGCGGAUGGAUCUUCAUUAAGUGCAAUAUUUCCAAAUCAAUCAAAGGGAAAUCUUUUGAUUGAAAAUUCAAGCUUUCUAUAUAAUUAAUAAGAAUUAGAUCAAAAUUUAUUCAGACAAGCUAUAAAAUACUUUAAUUCUAAUAGCUUCUUGUAAUCCAGCAUUUUAAAUUUAGGAAAUUUUGUGAAUGUGGUGAUUUAGAAUAACAUUUUUAGAAAUAUUCAAUCAUAUUAAUUAAGCAAGAGGAGCUUGAAAGCUAAUAACUAAAAUAUUGUUUGUAUGGGAACAAUCGUAAUAAAUUAAUGUCUAAGCUUAUUAGAUAAAUAAAAUUCUUACCAAAAUAUUUAAUAGUGCUAGUCAGCUAUUAGUAUAAACUGUUAGAUCAUUUCUAUAGAUAGCUCAAAUUAUCGCUAGAUCCAAGACUUUUAAAUCUCAACUACUUAAAAUAUGCCAAAUAGUUAAGAUAUGAAUUAUCUUAUUUUGUAUUCAGCUCAGUUCUUAAUUGAUAUCAGAUUUGCAAAUUUUGAAAAUAUAAUUUGUUAGUAUUGUCAAAGAAGCUCAUUGAUCUUAUCUUCAAAAACUGUCAAAAUAACUUCUUCUACUUUCACAAAUAAUACUUCGAAUAAUGGUGGAGCUUUAUUAUUUAAUGACUAUUAAAACAAUUAGUAAUUUAUGACCAUAAAAAGUUAAAAUUUAUAAACAUCUAAUUAAUUAUAUAUUUAAAAUUCUACCUUUAAAAAUAACUUUUGUUAAAAUGAUGGAGGCUCCAUUUAUUUAAAUGCCACUAAUAACUUAGUUGCAUCAAUUGCUAAUAGUAUAUUUAGUAAUAAUACAUCAAAAAAUAAUGGGGGAGCUAUUUAUAGUAAUCAACUUCUUCCUUAAACAUAGUCAACUAUUUCUAUUAUUUCAUCUUUAAUACUAAACAAUUAAGCAAAUAAAGGAGCUGUAUACUACUCCUUGAGCAACCCAAUAAAUUUGUAAGAUCCAUCGAAUUAUAUAUAAAAUAAUAAAGCAUUAGAGUUUGGAGCUGAAGAUGUUUUUAUACCAUCAAGUUUUUUAUUGAUAUAUGAUAAAGGAUAAUUUAAUAAUUUAUACGCAAUAAACCUAACAUCGCAAACACUUGAUGUAAAUUUUUAUGGAGUGUUUUUGACUAAUCAUAGAGAAUAAUUCAAAGAAAUAAAAGAUGAUAUUUAUUUAAAUUUAGUUUACGAUAGUAGUGUCUUGAGUAUUACUCCUUAAAAUAUUCCUUUUUAAAAUGGAGUGUUCAAUUUAACCAAAGAACUGACUAUUUAUGGAAAAUUAGGGAUGAAAAUUUAAGUUUAGCUGAAAUUAAUCUAUUCAAAUUAAAAAUAUUCAAAUGUUUUCAAUUAAAUAAAUAAUUAUCUUGAAAAUCAAAAAAUAACAUUUUAACUGCAAUAAUACUGCUAUCCUGGCUAAUAGAUAGUGUAAGUAAAAGGUAAAUAUGACACUUGCACUUAGUGUUAAUAUCAAUUUUAUAGCUUAGAAUAAAAUAGCAAAUAUUGCUCCAAGUGCAAUAUUGAUGCAGCUGUUUGCUAUUAAGACUAAAUUUUACUAAAAAAUGGUUAUUGGAGAGAAAAUAACAAAUCUGAUAUAAUUCUUUCAUGCUCUGAUAAUAAUUAAAAUUGCAUAGGUGAUCUUAACCCAUAUGAUGAGUCAAGAUAGUCAUAAAAAAAAUUUAAUUCUACUUAAAAUUAUUAUUGCAAAGUUGGUCACAUAGGAGCUUUGUGCUAAGAUUGCGAUUUGAUGGCACAAUAUUGGAAAGAUUCAUUUAUGUAAUACGGUAAUAAACAAUGCAUCAAUUGUAAGAAUACAUAGAAUAUCCUCAUAAUAUUUUUGGUGAUACUAGCUUUUUUUGUAGUUUUUGCCUUGAUUCAGAUAUACUAAAUAAUAAAAUCCACAUAUAAUCAGAUCCUUAUUAAAUAUUGCAAACUAAUUGGAUUGGACACAAAGCAAGUUAUUACUAAAACUGAUGACACUGCAAUUUAUAUAAAGAUUUUAGUAAAUUAUUUAUAAAUUCUGUCAAUCAUUAUUGAUGCGGAUAUAGGUAUACCUUUUUAAGUAGCUAGGAUUAUCAAAUCAAUAGCUAAUCCCUUACAAAGUGCUUUAGAAACAUAAGACUGUUUAUUAAAAGAAAUUUACCAAAAUCUACAAUUUUAAUUUAACUUUAUUUAUUUUAGAGUAGUCGCUUCUUAAGUAUUUUUAUUGCUUGUAAUACUUUGUAUUUUGUUAUUAAUAACGACAUGGAGCUUGCUUUUACGUAAAACACACUAUCUUAAAUCAUACUUCAAAGUUGCUAUAUUAUACUUCUUAAUCGCUAAUUAACCUGGAGUACUAAAUAUCAUUUUAGGAACAGCAUCUUGCAACUAAAUUGGAAGCAAAUAUUAUAUAAAAUAAUACUCUUCUAUUGAAUGCAAUUAAAAUCACAUGGUUUAUUCCCUAACUCUUUUGUUCCCAAUUUUACUAGUUUGGACUUUAAUAUUUUAAGCCCUGCUAUUUUUCUUGUUAAGAACAAAAAGAUUUGACUUAGAUAAAAUAAAAGUUAGAAUUGGCUUUGGAUAUCUCUAUCAGGAAUAUACUCUAAAGACAUAUUAAUGGGAAUAAAUUAAAAUAUUUUAGAAGACAUUUUUAAUCUUUUCAUCUAAUUUAUUAUUCUCUAACUCUAUUUUAAAUCUUGCGUGCUAAUUAUUAAUAAAUCUUAUUUAUAAACUCCUUUCAAACCAUAUUAAACCAUAUUAAUCUGCAAAGCUUAAUAAACUCGACAAUUAAUGUAGUAAUAUUGGUUGUAUAUCUUUAGGAUUAGGAAUAAUUAUGACCUAAUCAAAAUAAAUUUACCUAGAAUUAGCAGCUCUUUUUUUGCUAGCAAUUAUUAACUUUUUUGGCUUAACCUUAAUCUUUUUAAGGGUUUUUGAACAAAAAAUAGACAAAUUAAAACAAUUAUUUGAAUCUAUAUAUCCCUUUUUAUUAAGAUCUCAAUUCUUCAAAAAGCAUUUUAUGCAUAAAAUUCAUUUUAUUCCAAGAAAAAAAAUAACAGAUCUAUGGGGUUUUUUGAGAAAAUUACUAACUAAAUAAAAACUAAAGUAUACCAAACUUUAAAGAAAAGAAGAAUUCUAUUUGAUUAAAAUGAAAAGAUAUUAUAACCAUUCUCAAAAUAUGCUCACUCAAGUCACCUUAGAAAAGCACAAAAUAUAAAAAAUUUUAAAAAAGAAUCUUGAAAAAAUUUAAGCUAGAACUUCAACAUCUAAUUUAGAAAUAAGCCAAGUAAAUUAUCUAAAUGCAUCUAUUGAAUUUGCUCAAAAUAGGAGUUUUGAUGUGCUAGAAGAGCUUGAUUAAUAAGAAAAAAAAUCAAAACUCUAAUGA
Molecule: messenger RNA, 9366 nt
Organism: Tetrahymena thermophila SB210
Lineage: Eukaryota; Ciliophora; Oligohymenophorea; Hymenostomatida; Tetrahymenidae
Product: transmembrane protein, putative
Exons: 23
Source: RefSeq, a predicted model, not a curated record